Epithele typhae is the source of this 1359-nucleotide messenger RNA. RefSeq lists its product as uncharacterized. Bases 1 to 1359 code for a protein of 452 amino acids. Lineage: Eukaryota; Fungi; Basidiomycota; Agaricomycetes; Polyporales; Epitheliaceae. The record is from RefSeq and is a predicted model, not a curated record. The transcript has 4 exons.
AUGACGCUCAACAUCCUUGUCUCUUUCUCCCUGCUCGCUCUGGUCGUCACAGCCCGUCCUCUCAAUGACGCGCCACAAUCCGUGAAGCGUUCCCUUCAGGUACAGAAUGCGGUUCAGGCCCUCUUCGAGUCUCGCACAGGGCGAUCUCCCGAUUGCUUAGCAUGCGAAGACAACGACGACGUCCACGUUUCGCUCACCACUUCCGAAGAGCAAUCUGCUCUCCUCGAAGACCUUGAGGCCCUUGGCGCCGUAAAGGCCGUCAUCCCUCUCAACGUCGAUGGCACCCCCGCCGAAGACGAGCAGCAGCUGUAUGAGAUUCUCAAGGCGAUCAACCUCGGUUCAGGAUUGUCGCUCGAGGACCUUGACGGCGAUACCGCCCUCGCCACCCAGGAGGACGCCCCCGCAGAGAUCGCCUCUGAAGACGCCGUGACCGAGGAGCGCUCUCCCUCUCCGGAAGAAUCCUCCUCGGACUUCCUCGACGUUAUCUUCGGCGAAAUGGCGUCGCCUCCCCUCGCCGUCCUCGCCGUCUCCUGCUUUGCAGCCUUCCUCGCCGUCUUCUGCGUCGGCGCAGGACUGUAUGCAUACAACCACCUUAACAAACUCAUGAACACCUCCGAUCUCGCUUGGGACUUCCUCCCGCGCCUCGAGAAGCAGAUCGGCCUCGACACGACUCACGACGAUAACGACAACGGCCCCGACGGUGGUGUCCCCGAGAAGCGCAGGCUGCUCGGCGACGGCCCGUUGGCGCCCAUGAACGUCUUCCCGGAGAAGGCAAGCGACGAUCUGAACGAGAAGGCCAGCGAGUUUGCGGACGCCGAGGACCACCUUUCCGACGACGAAACCGAUUUCGACGACUCGGAAAAGUUCCACGACGCUCCAGAACCCUCGUUGCUCUUCGCCGGUUCGGACCAGUCGCCGCAGUACCAGCCCCGCCCGGACGUUCCCACCAUCGUUAUCGACGAGCACGCCGACCCGGACUUCCUCCCGCUCCCGGACAUUGAAUCGCAAUCGACCCCGUUCGCCACGCCGCUUCGGACACCCGCGCACUCACCCGCACCGCAAAUGCGGGAGAUGGCGGGCAGCCCGACGAUGUCGAGCAAGCCGCUCUGCGAGACCCCGAUGCCGGGGGCGCUGUUCGUAGACGACGCGCCGGAGAUGACACAGGUGCAACGCCCGCGUGGGCGUCCGACGCCACGGCAGCCAAUUGACAUCGCGUUCGCGCUCCAGCUCCGUCCGGGGCUGGGUGCGGGCGCGGACUCGGCAUGGCUCGUGCGGUUCCUCAUGGCGAUGUUCGGGUGGAUGACGUUCUUCGUUGGUGCACCGAGGGAACAGCAGCAGCGCCGCGCGAUUGCGGCGUGA